Exophiala xenobiotica is the source of this 1566-nucleotide messenger RNA. RefSeq lists its product as uncharacterized. The record is from RefSeq and is a predicted model, not a curated record. The transcript is spliced from 6 exons. Lineage: Eukaryota; Fungi; Ascomycota; Eurotiomycetes; Chaetothyriales; Herpotrichiellaceae. Bases 1 to 1566 code for a protein of 521 amino acids.
AUGUCUUCCAAGCUUCUUGAUGCGUCAAAUGACCAGAGAGGGAGAAGCAGCUCUUUCGUUGAGAAGUUGACGUCGAAGUGGCAUUUCAAGUCGAGAGAGCCAUCUCGACACCGACUCCAGCCCGAACAAGAUUCUACGUCCAAGUCGCCAGAGCAAAACGUCACUGCUUUCGUGCAGAAUAAGCAUGCAUCUAUCGUGGUGUCGUCCACGUUCACGGAUACCACGUCCGCAGGCGUAGAGCGCACUGUUAUCACGUCAGCUGUCACUGAAUUAAAUCUACCUGUCGUAUCGAAAACACCCAAAGUUGACGAAAACGCUCGACCCGAUGGAAGUGUUGCCAAGCGCAACUUGGAUCAAAUUGGAUUUACAGAUAUGUCGAGUGCCGCUUACCAUGAAGCCGUCCUGGAUCUUGGAGAAGAGGUAGAGGGUGUUAUAUUGAAAGGCGAAAACAUCGAGACGCUCUUGCGCAACUUGGAAAGGGCUAGCGACGAGGCCGUCGGUGACUCUAUCUUCUGGCGCGGCGUGCGAAGAUUGCAGACACCACUGAAGAACUUCAAGUUGGCAUUGGAUUUGGCCAGUCCGCUCGCCAGUAUCCAGCCCGCCGCAUCAACAGCUGUUGGGAUUGUCAGCUGCGUCACUGCAAUUGCUAUUGGCAUUUGCGCAGCUGAAGACUCGUUCAAGUCUGGUAUCAUUAGCGUUCUGGAGCGCAUCCCGAUCAUCGACGACUGUGAUACCUUGGGUCAGAAAGUAGACACGGAGAACGGAAUUCACAGGGCGCUUGUCCCAGUCUACAAGGAUCUCUUGAACUUUUACGUCGCGGCGCAUCAUAUCUUGACAAGUGAUGCGUUUAGGCUCGCUCUAAUUUGUGAGAAGCUCAUGGAUCGGCUGCCGAAGAUUGUCGAGGACUUUGUAACGCAUGCCGGCCUCCUGCGCGACACCAUUCAAACGGCGACAUCGUUGCUGGUAGCAGAUAUCCAAAAAUUGCUCCAGGAUAAUAAGAUCCAAAAGUUACUAGGUGUUGACAAAGACGAGCAACGCAGCAAAUUCCACGCUGACCUUCGUGAUCUUCGUGUCAGUGAUGCUUGCGAAUGGAUCAUCUCUAUUUCAAGUUCCGCGAAUGCGAACACCCAGUUCCCUCAUCCCUUCAUAUGCUACCAUUACUGCUUGAAGAAUGAAAGAGGAACAGCACUCUACGUCUUUUCAAGUCUCAUCUUGCAGCUGCUCGAUCAGCAAAGACGCCUCAAGGUUGAAUUCGAUAAGUGGUAUGAGAGAACGAGGGAAGCUGGGCGCUUAGAUCCUGCACAGUCUUCCGUAGAUCUCGGCAAGUUCAUAUCAGCCUGCGUGGAGUCUCUCGAUAGAGAACUGUUUAUCGUCAUUGACGCCCUUGACGAGUGUGACGGUGGGUCACAGAACGAGAUUCUCGCUCUGCUCGGCAGUCUAUCAAAGCAGACGCAAAGAUUCAAAGUCUUCAUCUCAUCUCGCCCUCAGAACGGGAUCGAAGAUCUUCUGCCCGAAGUGACCGCGAUCCGUGGUCUCCGAGUCGGGAACGUGACGCGAAAAUCGUGA